This is a messenger RNA of Arabidopsis lyrata subsp. lyrata, 1144 nucleotides long. RefSeq lists its product as uncharacterized. The record is from RefSeq and is a predicted model, not a curated record. The transcript is spliced from 2 exons. NCBI's taxonomy places the organism in Eukaryota, Viridiplantae, Streptophyta, Magnoliopsida, Brassicales, Brassicaceae. The coding region runs from base 551 to 1144 and encodes 197 amino acids.
AGGUUACUCCAAUACCCAUUCGAGAGAGAUACUUCAGAAGUUUUGCGGUAAUGUCAUAUAUACCUUACAUUCUGUUAUUGUUUAAUAUAUAUGACUUAGUAACUUUGCUAACUUAAGUGCUUGUUAUGUAGCGGAAGUAUAAUUGGGAUGUCGGGAUUACUGAGCUUGUUAGAGAAGGAUUCUUGGUGAUAGCCAAGAAACGGAUGAAAGGGAUUGUCAGUCAAGCAAAGCAGAGUGGUGUACAACCACCGUGGAUCCGUGAUACACUUUGGGCUGAGAUGUGGGUGUAUUGGAAGACUGAGGAUGCUAUUGAGAGGAGUGAGAAUGCUUCACAGUGCAGAAACUCUGAUCGUGGAGGUCUUGGAGUGCACAAACACUUAGCCGGUCAGAAAUCUUUUGUGCAAGUUCAUCAAGAAAUGGUAAGAGUCCUCUUUCCAUCCAAACAAAUCAUUUCUCUGAUUUUCUAAUAUUGCUUCCAUGAUUUAAAUCUGCUUGAGUUUAAUUGUAGGAGGAAGAGCUCAAGCGUCCUGUAUCACUUGGCGAAGUGUUUAUGAAAACACAUACAAGGGCUGAUGGAUCAUUUGUGGAUCAAAAAGCUAAAGAAGUUGUUGAGGCGUAUGCGAAGGGCAUUGAAGACAGGAUGUCUGAAUUGGACGAGGAGGGUCCUCAGAAUUCUGCUAAUUCCUCUGAACAUUCCACUGACCGUAUGCUCAGCAUUGAUGAAAAGAAUGAGAUCUUUCUUAAGUGUACUCAUAAAGAUGACAAAGGUACCCCUUAUGGUCUUGGAUCGCUUGUGGAGACACUGAACAAAGGAAAAAGGAAAGAGAGUUAUGCGAGCUCUUCUACAGCAACCAUUGUGGAGCUUCAAGAUCAGCUGCGGCGCAAAAUAUCUGAACACGAGGCUGAAAAUGCAAAACGUGAUGAGGAGCACCGCCAAUCUCAAUCUCGCUUGGAGAAGCUCCUCGUCUUCAUGAAAGAUAAGGAUCCUGAGUUGGCAGCUUUUUUGUCUUCUGCUUCUACACAACCUCAACCACCCAUCCAAGCAACUACAACAGCUGCAGGUACUCUACCAACUACAACAGCUGCAACUGCAGCCAUCCCAGACGCAACAGGCACCCCAGAAGACACUUCUUCUAACCUAUGA